CCCCGGUGUGGGCGGGGUCGGGCGCUGCCCGCCGGGCUCGUCACCAUGGGCAGCAAGAUGGCGGCCGCCACCAGGGCGGUGCAGGUAGUCAAGCCACAUACUCCGUUAAUUAAGUUCCCUGACAGAAAAAGUGGUCCCAGACCUAAAAUACAGGAAUCUCUACAACCACAUGUGCCAUCUCUCCAUGCUUCAAAAGCACAAGAGUCUGUAGGAGGCAGAUCACCAGCAUUUCAAAAUAUUUCACCUGUUAGUAGAGUACAAGGUACACCAGACACUUCUGAAUUAGCGAAAACCUUACCUCAGAAAUACAGAAGGAAACAAAUGUCAGAUGAAGAGAUUGAAUAUAUUCAACGUGGAGGUCCAGAAUAAGUGUAGAAGAUAGUUUGCUGGCCACCGCUCAAGAAUGAAGUACUACAUUCACAAUAAAGGCAUUUCCUUAAUAUUAAAAAUUAUUGUAUACUAAUAGCUUUAAUAAAAACCCAUAUGAUGGGUGACAAGGUUGACACAACACAUAAGAUACCAA
Molecule: messenger RNA, 523 nt
Organism: Neopelma chrysocephalum (saffron-crested tyrant-manakin)
Lineage: Eukaryota; Metazoa; Chordata; Aves; Passeriformes; Pipridae
Gene: KGD4
Product: mitochondrial ribosomal protein S36
Exons: 4
Coding region: 46-369 (107 amino acids)
Biological process (GO): 2-oxoglutarate metabolic process
Source: RefSeq, a predicted model, not a curated record